UCAGUUACAAAAUCAAAUAAAAUAAUAAUUAGUGAACUUAUCAAGAAAUAUUGAUAAGAAAAUAGCAUCUAAAUAGGCAUGAAAAGCAUACUUACUUUAAGGCGAUUCACGCCUCUACAAAGAGUAGAUCAACCGGUGCAACAGAGAUACAUAAAGCAUGUCGCCCCCAGCAUAUUACAGCUUUAUACCAUUUCCCGAUUCUGCUCUUCUUCUUCUCGCUGCAGCCCCCAAAAUGUCCCCUCCAAGCCGCCGGCACCAGCUUUGAGAAAAUUGGAAGCUUUCGGAUCUGCUUUGCUCUUCCCUCUGCUGUCCGCCGGCUGCUCUUGUUUGUGGGGGCGAAUUGCUUGGGUUUUGGGUAAGAAACAGCUACCAAUCCCUCUGUUCUUGCUUGAAUUAACUUGGGUUAACCUUAAUUGCUCUUGUUCCUCCAAUUUUUGGGAAACCCGUGAGUUCCCUGCAGAUUUGCCGCCGGCUUCUUCUUCCCCCUGCAGCUCCGGUUUUAGCUGGAAAAUUCUGGUUAAAUUAAGUACUUGGAGAUUUUGUGAUACCAGAUUUAGUGGUAUCAGAGCUUAGGUUUGAUUAAGAUUUAGUGGUAUCAGAGCUUAGGUUAAUCAGUUAGUACAUGACUUGAGUGCUCGGUUUUAUGGAGUGAAUUCUCAGUUUUAUGCGAGUGAGGUAAGUAAUUUAUGGUAAUGCCCGUACUGUUUUAAAAGCAUGUUUUGAUUUGUUUUUGAAGUGGUGGCGGGACUAAACCCGUUUUACACGA
Rubroshorea leprosula is the source of this 766-nucleotide messenger RNA. Lineage: Eukaryota; Viridiplantae; Streptophyta; Magnoliopsida; Malvales; Dipterocarpaceae. The record is from the annotation of a GenBank genome assembly.